AUGAGGAGGGAGCUCGCGCGCCUCUGGCACUGGCUUGUCCUCCCCUGUGCCGGGGCUCCUCAAAGGGCCGCGGGGUCCCACACCUCUCCUCUCCUGCCAGGACACCGCUUGCGGUGCUAUGACUGCAGCGGAGGCCCCAGCAACUCCUGCAAGCAGACAGUGACCACCUGCGGCGAGGGUGAGCGCUGCGGCUUCCUGGACCGCAAACCUCAAGCCAGCUCGGAACAAGCCAAGCAACUGUCUGUGACCAUGAGCCAUCACCACCCAGCCUGUGUGACCACCCAUCAUUGCAAUCAAGUGGACAUAGAGUCACUGGGCGAUGUUACUUUCACAACCCACAAAAACUGCUGCGUCGGAGAUCUGUGCAACAGCGCCGUGGCAAGCUCUGUGACCCCUUCCUGCAUCUUGGCAGCAGCAGUUACCGCCCUGGUCUGGCUCUUGCCAGGACUAUAGGGUGGAUAGUGGGAUGGAAGGUAGGGAAGAGACUGAGGUAACAGGG
Acomys russatus (golden spiny mouse) is the source of this 499-nucleotide messenger RNA. It is a transcript of the gene Ly6g6d, whose product is annotated as lymphocyte antigen 6 family member G6D. Gene Ontology annotation, cellular component: external side of plasma membrane. Gene Ontology annotation, molecular function: acetylcholine receptor inhibitor activity. The record is from RefSeq and is a predicted model, not a curated record. The transcript has 3 exons. Gene Ontology annotation, biological process: acetylcholine receptor signaling pathway. NCBI's taxonomy places the organism in Eukaryota, Metazoa, Chordata, Mammalia, Rodentia, Muridae. Bases 1 to 453 code for a protein of 150 amino acids.